Monosiga brevicollis MX1 is the source of this 807-nucleotide messenger RNA. RefSeq lists its product as uncharacterized. Gene Ontology annotation, biological process: actin filament polymerization. Lineage: Eukaryota; Choanoflagellata; Craspedida; Salpingoecidae. Gene Ontology annotation, molecular function: actin filament binding. The transcript has 7 exons. The record is from RefSeq and is a predicted model, not a curated record. Gene Ontology annotation, cellular component: actin filament; plasma membrane; cytoplasm. Bases 1 to 807 code for a protein of 268 amino acids.
AUGCUUAUGGCAACUGCACUACUGUUCUCUCUUUUUCUCAAUCUCUAUGUGUGGUGCCCUUCUCUUUUGGUUUCUCUCUCUCUCUCUCUCUCUCUCUCUCUCUCUCUCUCUCUCUCUCUCUCUCUCUCUCUCUCUCUCUCUCUCUCUCACACACACACUCCCUCUCUCAUUCUUUUUACUUUUGGGGCGGACAUGCUGUCCACCAAGGGCUUUGAUGUCCUCCAUGCACGCAUGAAGGAUUCGAAGCAGUUCACAGAGGAUGUGAUUGGCUUCCUAAAACAGCGUGCCAGCAUCGAAGAAACCUAUGCCAAAGCCCUGAUGAAGUUGGCCAAAGGUGCUGGAGGUACCACCGAAUCCGGGACCAUGCGCAAGUGCUGGGAUGUUCUGGUGGGCGAGACACAUAAAAUUGGGGUCCAGCACUACGAAGUCUCCAAACACAUCUCCACCGACAUGGAGCAGACAAUUCAGAACCUGCGUAAUGCCCAACGCGAAUUUCGUAAAAAAAUUGAGGAGCCUCUGAAGAAGGCACAGAAACAAAAGGCACAGCGCUUUGCAGCCAAUGAGAAGGCGCAGCGCGCCUACAACACGCGCUGCCGCGAAGCCGAAAAGGCCAAGGAAGAUGUGGCUACUUCUGCUGCCCCGCCCAAAGAACUGGAGAAGCUACGCGCCAAAGAAAAGAAGGCCGUGACUGCUGCUGAGCAAGCCGACGCUGCAUAUCAGCAGGCCGUUGCAGCCUUGGAAGAGUCGCGUGUCUAUUGGGAGCGACAAAUGCAACUUGCUUUCGGAAGCUUGCGUGUCGGUAGAUAA